AGACUGGGGGAAUGACGGUCAGCGGGUAAUACCGGUCACCCUGGUAUCUAAUAAACUAUGGUAUCUAAAAUUAUGCUAACCACACGAAUACAUUAGGAAUGAUAACAAUUCCUUAUUCUUAUCACGAAGAUAUUAUCAUCAAACGUUUUCACGUUCAAAUGUGACUUUAAUUUUUUUGUUAGUUGCUGAUGUAAAAAUUUGUUUUUUUCGAACAUCAAGUAAGAUGCCUCGUACAUACAAAAGAAAGACUACUAAAGGAAAUUGGGUGCCAGAAACUCUUGUAGAAGCAGUGACUUCAAUCAGGACUAAUAUGAUGAGUAUCCGAAAAGCUGCCAAAACUUAUAAUAUUCCCUUUAGUACUUUGCAAGAUAGACUAAAAACCAAUAACUUUAAACCAGCUGCAUUAGGACGCCCAUCUAUUUUCACAUCACAACAAGAGUCAGAAAUGGCUAAACAUAUAAUAAAUUUACCAAAUUUGUUUUAUGGGCUGACACCACUUCAAUUAAGAACUGUUGCAUUUAAUGUAGUAAAUUUCGUUAAUAUAAAUUGUUAA
Messenger RNA from Myzus persicae (green peach aphid), 553 nucleotides. RefSeq lists its product as uncharacterized. The transcript has 2 exons. Gene Ontology annotation, molecular function: DNA binding. NCBI's taxonomy places the organism in Eukaryota, Metazoa, Arthropoda, Insecta, Hemiptera, Aphididae. The record is from RefSeq and is a predicted model, not a curated record. Bases 224 to 553 code for a protein of 109 amino acids.